Molecule: messenger RNA, 1224 nt
Organism: Papilio machaon (common yellow swallowtail)
Lineage: Eukaryota; Metazoa; Arthropoda; Insecta; Lepidoptera; Papilionidae
Exons: 9
Coding region: 1-1224 (407 amino acids)
Biological process (GO): sodium ion transmembrane transport
Cellular component (GO): membrane
Molecular function (GO): ligand-gated sodium channel activity
Source: RefSeq, a predicted model, not a curated record
AUGCAAAAAAGAAUUUCAUGCAGCAAACUCAAUUUCAGAUUAUUCUGGCUGACAAUACUGACUGUAUGCAGUUUGGGAGCAUUGGUAAUUCUGCGUUCAUCACUAAGCUUGUAUUCGGAGGAUGCGGUAUCAUUUUCGGUGGAAACUAAUUAUCUGGAUUGGGACACGCCGUUCCCAACUCUCACUAUAUGCGAGUCCCCGAGCACAGAACAUAUUAAAGCUUACCUUGUUGCGAACAAACUACCAAUAUCUUUGACUAAUUUCUACAAGGAGGUGGUGUACUGGAAUGCCAAGUACUGCAAGCACUGCAGUUAUUACAAGCCGAAUGUGACAUGUGUACAAGAUUUCGAAGACCAGGUUCGUCACAUGCGGCUCAAGUGUAACCAGAUAUUGACUGAGUGUUGGUGGGAUGGGAAGCCUUUUCGUUGUUGCGACAGAUUUGCAGCGGUAGAGACAGAGUACGGAGUAUGUUAUAGCUUUAAUUCAGGUCUAACGGGAAACAAUUCCAGCACCAUAAUAGUAAAUCGUCGCGUUGGACUGCCCACUCUUGUAUUCACUGCUAUUGAAGCUGUUUGGAUUAGAGUACACGGACCAGAUGACGUUGUGUCAGUUAUGAUGGACAAUGCGCUCGGAUCAUCAGCCUCGUUACCGCUGGUCACUGAUGUUGAAGUUAUUUUGAAGGCGGAACAAACAGUCAGCGAUGUAUCAGUCACAGCACUACACCCUGACGUCCGUGGCUGUCUAUACCAGAACGAGCGCCCGGCGUUUGCUGACAAGUGGCCCUUCAAGAAGUAUUCGUACAGCGCUUGCGUACUGUACUGCCGGGCUAUGGCUCAGUAUGAACUCUGUAACUGCACAUAUCAUGUUAUGCCCAAGAUAGGUGAUAUUCCAGUCUGUGGUAUCCAAGGAUUGAUUUGUCUCAACAAAAAUAAAGAAUCACUUGAAAACCCAACCUGCAGUUGUCCAAUGGGAUGCGAAGAAAUACUUUAUAAACUGGUUCACAAAUUCUUUGUUAGACACAGUGCUAGUGGUGAAUUAGCGUCGCGUGGCACACGUGGUAAAGUGAGAUUGGCACAGUUGCCUUCUUUAAGAGUGCGGCGACUUGCUAUUAGAGAUACUCUUGGUCUUGUCGUGGACAUUGGCGGAGUUGGUGGUGUUUUCUUUGGAGCGUCACUUCUCAGUGUCAUAGAAUUCGUUUAUCUUUUAUGCAUACGACAACAUUAG